UCAUGGAGAGAUCUGCUGUGGCGUCGGCCCGCAGGACUCCCUCUGUACCAGAGUACAACAUCUCAACCUCCACCUUGGCCUUCGACCAGCAUUUUACCACGACCGCCCAAGGAAUUUUCCUCAUGGCUGAGAUAGUUUUUGGUAUGUUAGUGUGGAUUCUCAUUGGUGGUACAGAUUAUUUUCAUCUGUCUGCUCUCUGCUGGGUGAUGUUUGUUGCCAUCUCGUUCUGGAUUCUGACAGUUUGUCUGUUUAUAAUUUACCUCACUGGAGUGCACAACAGGAUACCAUGUGUCCCCUGGACUACACUGUCUCUGUGUUUCCACUGUAGUGCCACUACUCUGUAUCUGGUGACAGCAGCAGUAGAUGCUCUCUCCGUCAACCAGGCCAUUAGGGGGCGACACAACUACAACUGCUGGGCAGCUUCAGCAUUCUUUGCAUUUCUGACCACUCUGUGCUAUGCAGGAAGCAGCUACCUGAGCUACCGUGUCUGGAAAACCAGCGGAGAGGAGCAGUAAUCGCAUCAUCCUCCUGUUUUAUGGCAACACUGUUCAGACUUUCCUGUGUGUCAUAUUGUGAGCAGGCAGUUAUCCACACAAGUAAUGAAGCUGAGUUCACUAAGGAAACAAAUCGGUUAAAGCAAACAAUGGAAUCUGAUAGU
This is a messenger RNA of Stegastes partitus (bicolor damselfish), 658 nucleotides long. RefSeq names its product CKLF-like MARVEL transmembrane domain containing 8b (gene cmtm8b). The coding region runs from base 3 to 515 and encodes 170 amino acids. Gene Ontology annotation, molecular function: structural constituent of myelin sheath. Gene Ontology annotation, biological process: myelination. The transcript is spliced from 4 exons. The record is from RefSeq and is a predicted model, not a curated record. Gene Ontology annotation, cellular component: membrane. NCBI's taxonomy places the organism in Eukaryota, Metazoa, Chordata, Actinopteri, Pomacentridae.